AUUCUAACAAUAAAAGGGAGAGGGGAAGAUUCAGCAUAAGGAGACAAUAAGCAAGCUCUCCCAGGCUUGUGUAUUGGCUUCCUUUUCUCCUGCUGCAAAUGGGCUUUCUCCAUGCAUUGGGGCACGUGGCAGCUGAUAGCUCCAGACUUGUACCCUCCCAGCUUGGUGACCCUGAAAGAAAGGCUUCUUCCCUCCAGUUCUAAUUUGUGAAAGUCCCACAGAAAGGUUCUCAGUGACUUCUGGUGAGUCCCAUACCCUCUUAGAUUAAUCACGGAAGCCAAGGCCCUGCAAUAAACCUGAUAUGGGUCAUGAGCUCUCCCCCAUCCCCCCAUGGUGGAGAUACAGCAGAGCCCAUCACCAAAGCAAGGUGCUUAGAAGGCAGAAACAAUAGCUACUGCAAACAGUAGAAGAGUCUAUAAUUAUAGACUGAUACUGUUAGAAAGGCUGUUGACAGUCUUACGUAUCCUAGGAAAGACCAGCUGGACUCCUGUCUCCAUGGUGGCUCUCACCGCUGGGACAAUCUGUCACCAGAUAAUUACCUUUAAAACUCCAGAGAAGCAAGUCUCUUUGUCUUCACAGUACUCCCAGAAGAGCGGACUGAUGGGAGAAACCUCGGUUGGGACUCUUUCCAGUUGGCUUAGGGUGGAUAGGGGCUUCACUGGCUCGUGAUGCUGAUAAGGCCAGGGCCAGAUGGGGCUUCAGGCCGUAUUCCAAGACUCACAACAGCAUCAUCAGGGAUCUGUCUCUUCAGCUCUUGACUCUGCUUCCCUUUGAGUUGGCUUCAUUCUCAGGCUUCAGGAGUGGCCCUGCAGCUCCAGUUAUUGGUAGAAAGAGCUCCCCUUCCCUUUUUUUUUUCUUUCUUAAAGUUGCUUUAUUUAUUUAUUUGAGAGAGCACAAACAGGGAGAGGGUCAGAGGCAGAAGCAGACUCCCUAGUGAGCAGGGAGCCCAAUGUAGGGCUCAAUCCCAAGAUCCUGAGAUCAUAAUCCAAGCCAAAGGCAGCCGCUUAACCAACUUAACCAGGGCGCCCCAAGAGCUCCCCUUCCUUGACAGAACCCCUGGACCAGGCUGUCAUUGGCCCAAACCUGGGCUGUAUCCAGCCUCAAGUAAUCAUUGUGGCCAGGAAGGCGGAGUGCACUGAUUGCCUAGACCUGAGGCACAUACCCACAUGGCCUGAGAGCUGGCACCUGGUGGUUGGGGUGGGGGUUGAUAUUACCAGAAGAGGAGAAGAAUGGGCAGGAAAAAUCACCUGCUGUCCAGUUCAAGCCUCUUCCUUUCCUCCGGUGUUCUUCACUUCUUCAGUCUCCCUGCCUACCCUUACCACCUGUCCAAUCUCUCAUUAACCUUGGUCUUGUCGGGGGCAGGGGGAGGGCAGUGUGCCUUAUGAGAGGUAGCUAAGCCUGGCACAGAGAGGAUGUUGCUUAGCUAAAGUGGAGUGUUCAAUAAAGAGCCAUUUAGAGGAUGCUCUUCUGCCUGGGACUCUUUCCUGUGGACCCAGUAGCACUUUGCGGAGGGACCUUUGUCAAGAUCUGGAUAAAAUUCUAGUUGUAUACUUGUGUUCUUGUCUGAGCGCACCCAGCUAUGAGCUCCUGAGGAGUCAGGUGUGAGCCUGUGGGUAUCCAGCACGUACUUAAUGGGGUGAUUAUGUGGAUAUGAGCCCCUCCUCCCCUGAGUCCCUACUCAGCCUAGAUAAGUCUCACAUUGUGGGAUCCCUGGUGCAGGGGACAAGGUUGAAUGACUGACUGGUGUGCCUCCUGUUGACUGAUCUGUUGCAUGUGGUUGCACAGGGCUUCCGUGGUCAGUUGGGAUCUGCAGUGGCUUCUGAAUUAGUCACUUUUGCAUGGGCCAUUUCACUCAAGGGCUCAAGGCCACAGUUCCCUUCUUAGUCACUCUGACCCAUGUGGCUGAUGACAGACUUGAAGUGUCUCAGACAAACAUUGCUUCUAUUUAAUACAUCCUUGGAAGUUUCUAAGCUAUAAAGAAGAGAUCUUGGUGGUUAGGGAGGCCUUUCUUGGUCUAUUGAUCUAGCCAGUGAGAGCCCAGAGGGGUCUAGAACAUGGAGCCCCAGACAUGUUUUGACUUGCCCUCAGCCGUUUUCCAGGACAAAUUAGCAUUAAUAGACCUGGUUGGUUGCCUUGGGUGAUCAGAUCUAGCUGGCUGGUCCCCUGGGGGUAGCUUCUAUGGAGCUGUGAGGCCCCUGUAAUGACAAUGGCAGUGUUGAGACAAUGUGUUAUGGCUUGGUUAUUUCAAAACAGUUGUCAGCCAAGGAAACAGUGUUCUCUGAUGGGGGCCUGGGGGCCCUUUUUUUUUUUUGGGUGAUAGUGGUGAAGAGUGUGGGCGGGCACUGGAAGCAGGCACAUCAAAAUCUGGCCCUGCUAUUUACUAGCCUUCUGACUUUGGGGAGGUUGUCUCCUCUUGUGGAACCUUGGAUUUCUCAUCCAUAAAAUGGGGAACAUGGGUAGGGGUUGUUAUGAAGAUUUAAAUGUGUCCAUACGUGUAAAGCAGGAAUCUUGGCUCAGGGUAAGCGCUCAAUGACUGGUAGUAUUAACUACUAUUAUUAGGAAGUGAUACAACUUGAGUAAAAUCCCUCAUAGCAUAAGGGACAACAUUCUUACAUAGUUUUAAAUUUAGAAUAAAAUUAAGAACAUGUGUUCAUUUAUAAUCAAUCCACCACAAAUAAGAGAUCACCCUUCGUUGCCCAGCACUUAUUAGAAAACAUUUAAUCCUCUCAGCUAUCAAAACUAUCAACUAUCUUUACAACUCAUCAUACAGAGGAGGAAACUGAUCUUCAGAGAGGUUAAGCAAAUUUGCCCAGUAUCACACAGCUCAUUAAUGACUGAGCUAGAAUCAAAGCCAAGUCUUAUCUGGCUGCAAAGUCCAUGUUUUAUGCAGUUCCCCCAACAUCCUGGGCCUCCAAAAGCACUUGGCUCAGAGGAGGAUUCUUGCUGCCCAGUCAGUUAAUCCUUUGUUUUUAAGUCCUUAAGUUUUUGCUGGUGGGUUAGCCACACCUACUUUUCAUAAUGCACUUUGACCCAGACUCUGAAGCGAGAAGAGUUAGCACAGGCCUUCUCUGCUUCUCCAAGGAGAGGAGAUGGCGUGUUCUGUAUCUCCAGGUCCGUUGGCCAUCACACAGAUGGUUCAUACAUAUGAAAAUCAUCCAAAAGAGGAGACAGGAAUGGAGUCCACACCCUCUCUGGCUUUCAGACUUUGGGCCUGGACAUCCAGCCCUGGUCUUUUUUGGUCCUACCAACACACCUCUUCAACUGUAUUCAGCUAACAUUUAGUGUCUAUGGGGCACGCUUUCUGACUUGGCAUAGGAACAGCGAGAGCCUGCCGAAGCAGUAGUGCCAGAGGAAGGGGAAAAUAAGGAAGCCUGAGACUCAGGAACUGCAAGGCCUCUUGGAGACCCUUAGCUCCUGGGGAAUAGGCACAGUUUCUCUUUCUUUCAGUAAUCGCAACAACAGCAGGCAUGGCCAUGUGCCUGGUGUGUUUGAAGUGCUGUCCUCACAGAAGCAUUUCACAAGAACCUUCAGAGAGAGGCAUGUCCCACAUAGAAUCCUAGAAGAUGGGGAUGAUUCUCUCCAUUUUAUAGAUGUGGAAGUAGAGGCACAGAGAGGUUAAAUAAUUUGCCCAAGGUCAUACAGCUAGUAAGGGGAGGAACUGGUGUUUGAAUCCAGGGUUCUCUAGUCCAUGAGUUUAAGAUAUACAUCAUACUGCUUUUUGGUAGGAAGGGAGGGAGUGAACAAAUGAGUCUGGGAUUGGUGGCAAGCCAGACAGACAAGGCCCCCACGGGCAGCAUGAGGGGCAUGUUGGAGUCGGCAGAGUUAAGUUGCAAUUCCAGCUCUGCCACCUCCUGCCUAUGAGACCUGGGGCAGUAACCUAAUCCAGAAGGGCUCAUAUCCUCAUCUUCAAAAUUGGAAUAAGGCCAUUGUGGGGAUUCAGGGAGAUCAUCUCUGUAAAGCUUUUAGCUCCAUGCCUAGUAUCCCGUAAGGGCUCAGUAAGGGUUCACGGACACUCUGCAGAUAGAGGGUAUUAAUAUGGCAUUAUUGCAGCUGUACUGAUCAAAAGUCCAUGUUGACAGGAACUAGAAAGGUAUAUGAAAACAGUUGUUAAAGAUCGGAAAAGAAUUAGUUUCUUCAAUGCUUUAUCAUUUCUUUAAAAAUGUUCCUAAAUGGAAUAAAUAAAAUAUAAAUGCAGUCGUUGUUAAGUGGUCUUUUAGCCCAUUGCUUCAAAGUCUUAUCUUAUGGGGCAUUAUUUCUACCUCUGCAUAAAAGAGCACUUCAGGCCUGUGAUUAUAGUUCUGUCAAUGCUGAAUUUGCUAGGGGUUUGAGUAAAUUUGCAAUGAGAAAAAAAAGGGAAGUUUUAAAAAAUGACUUUGUAUUUUGUGGCUUCUGUAUCUGGAAAUAUGAUAAAACUGAUUUAAAAUGUUAUGUAGUUACAAUUUCAUAAAUGCUAGAGGGAUCAUCCCAAUCAAAGAGAGAUGCAAAGAAAAUUAAAUCAAGAAGUUGUUGGUGGGAUACGGCUUUCUCCUCUUUAAAGGCUACGAGUGGUGUGUUGGAGUUUAAAUUCUUUGAGUAUUGGAACCAGAACAAGUCUUCAGGACCGAUGAUUUUUCCUAUGGUUUUUGUCUGUUGGAACCUCGGGAAGGGAAGACAUCAAAGAGAGGCAAUUUCUGGAUGGCAGUGCACAUUCAAAAUUGGGGAAAGCAGUUAAAUUGCCAGUGAGCCCUAGUGGAAAUCAAGUGUCUGAUGCAUGGAGACUGAUGACUAGCCAGUCUGAUGCACGUGGUUUGGUGCAAGUCGGUUCGGACUCCAGGACUGACAGCAGAAAACAGAAGCUUUGCUCAUCGCUUGGACCUGGACCUUGGCUGUCGUGUAUUGCAGUAUGUCUUUCUUCAACAAGCCAAAGAGAAGAAGCUGGCUGUCUUGGAAUCCCAGAUUCCCUGAUUCUUUUUGUCUGGACGUGACAAAGCUAAAAACUGUUACAGGUUGCCGGUAGCUGUUUCAGUCCCAGCAGGAGCUGUGCUCCCCUGGAAGCAGACCCAGGCUCUGUGAACUGGGCUCGGAUCCUGCGACCACUGGGAUUUAGGACCCCUUCUUCGGAACUCUAAAGAAUGAAAACCUCCAUCGUGGAUGCUGGCUGGACCAUCAGGCCACACUCACAUCCCCACAGAAGAGGGCUUGUUCUCUGACGGGACCAUCAAAGAUCAAGCUGCUGGUCAGCUCUUAUGUGGAGGCUACCCGCAUCCUAAUUUGUGAUCCCUGCCAACAGCUGCACGUUGCGGGGAUGGCUCAUCACAGGGAGUGUGACCCCUUCACUUGCUGUUGACAGCUCAGACUCUGGGCCUUCUUGACAGGGAUGUCUCACUGCCGCUAACUUGUGUUCGGCUUUCUAGAUUAGUUGCAACUCAUCACAGUGGGCUGAUAGCCUGAUUCUACUUCCUUACUACACACUGUCGCCGCCUCGCCGCCCCAUCCAUACUUGGUAAGGUCGGUUCAUUAUCUGAAUAGAGCUGUCUCCAGAGAGGGAUUGAUCAAGGCUGGUCACUGGAUAAAAGGAGCGGGAGGUACUGUGAACCCAUUUUGAAAUUUUUUGAAAAUUCAGGCUUUCAUCCUCAUUAGUCGGCUAGGGCUGCCAUCACAAAAUGCCAUAGACUGGGGGGGGGGGGGGGGGGCUUAAAUAAUAGAAAUGUGUGUUCUCGGUUCCGAAGGCCAGAAGUCCAAGACCAUUGUGUCGGCAGGUUUGAUUUCUCUUGAGUCUUCUCUCCUUGGCUUGCAGAUGGCCACCUUCUCGUGUGUCCUGCCAUAGUCGCCCCUCGGUGUUGUCUCCUAAUCUUCUCUUCUUACAAGGACGCCAGUCAGAUCAGAUGAGGGUCCACCCUAGUGACCCCAUUUUAAUUGAAUCACCUCUUUGAAAGCCCUGUCUCCCAAUACAGUCACAUUCUGAGGUACUGUGGGUGAGGGCUUCAGCAUAGGAAUUGGUGGUAAGGGGGUGGUUAGGGAUACAGUUCAGCGCACAUCCCGACCAAUUCCUGGAUUUGUCUUUCUGGCUAAGUGAGAUAAAAAUGUUUAUCUGCAAAAAUGUAUUUGUGCCUCCUGCAUACAUACCUUUGCAGAUAAAAGGCCUGAAGGAGGAGAAGAGGUAAUUGAAAGAAUGUUGUUGGGUUGCUGAACGUCGGGGCUGCAGAUUUGGUAACAGUAGAGAAAAGUCCUGACACCUGGGGAGCCUUGGGCAAGUCAGGGGUGGCAUUUACAAUCUUGAUUCUUCAGAACUCUAUCUGGAAGCUUUCUGCUCUUCCUGACAUCAGACUCCAGAGCUACCUUCCUGGCACUGGAGUGCUUUAAGUUCAGACCGCCAAGCCUGUGCUCACAGCUGGCACCGCUGACUGAGAGGCCCGGGCUCCUGCACUUUCCACACGCAACGGACACUCACGAGAUGCAUAAACUUGUAUCAUGGACAAGCAGAACCAAGGGCUGGUUGGAUCUUUCAGAUUGGACUGGAAACUCCCGGGCAGGAGGCCACAUGGCAGGAGGCUUACAUGGGGGCCCUGUUAACCUCCACUGCCUAACAUAUGUCCUGCUUGAGGUACCCUAACAUUGCAAACUCAUUUCCCGGGGGACCUUCUGCCCUCUGGGAUUGUACUUCUGUCUUUGUGCCCUCUUGCCACACUGCCUCAGUCCUGGAAGGCUUGAACGUACCAGCUGUGCUGGACUUGAAUUGGUACCUCGGGCCAGGUAGAAAUGAAUCAUACAGAAGUUUGGAGGAAGCCACUUGGCUUUCUAAGAUAGACUGUGUUUGUUUGUUUGUUUGUUUUUAAAUUUGAGGUAUAGUUCACUUAUACCAUAUCUAAAAUAGACUUGUAUUGUUAAUGGGAUUUAUUUUAACUGGCUAAACACGGGACCCCUACGGAGCAUAACUGAGAUCUGUGUACUGCAGGUUGGUCUUAUCCUUUUGCAUAGGGUCCUACCAAUAAUAAAUUUGCUGUAUCGAAGCCUGAGCCAACAGCCUAGGUGGAGGCCGGUACAGAAGAGAGUUAAUAGAGUAGGCCUGACACUGCUCUCCUUGUCUGCAAGGCUGACCCUUUGCUGACACCUGGAUAAUUGGAUGUGGAGAGGGUUCUCAACACUCCCUGAAUGAUAUGAGUGGCUCCCUGUGCCUGAACUGUGUAAAACAAUAUGGUUUAUGCUGAAUACCUGCUUUCCUUCCGGGAAUCCAGAAUUUCGUUAUGUGCUAGACAGAGGGUGCCUACUUGACCAGCCCCUAGUAAAAGCCCUGGGUACUGAGUCUCUAAGGAGCUUCCGUGGCAAAUAACAUUUCACACUUGUUAUCGUAACUCACUGCUGGAGGAAUUAAGUGUGUCCUGUGUGACUCCACUGGGAGAGGGCUCUGGGAAGUUUGCGCCCGGUUUCCUCCGCACUUUGUUCUCUGUACCUUUUCCCUUUGCUGAUUUUGCCUGGUAGCCUUUCGCUGUCAUAAAUUAUAGCCUGAUGACAGUAAGACUCUAUGCUGAGUCCUGUGAGUCUCCUAAGUAGUCAUCAAACUGUGGGCUGGUUUUGGGGGCUCCCAAAACAGGGCACAUGGGGGACUUCUGGGUGUUGGUAGUGUUCUCUUCCUCAUUUUGGGUGUUGUUUACGUGGGGUGGGUUCAAGUUGUGAAAAUUCAUUGAGCUGUACAGUUAUGUAAACUUUUUCUCUACGUAUUUUAAACUUCAAUAAAAAGAUUACCCACCACAAGGAUAAAAAAAUAAUAACUUUUUUAAAAAAAAACUUCCUUUUAUUCAGCAAACAUUUCAGUUACUCCUUUUUACUAGGCAUUGCUCUGGGAGCUUGGGACAUGGGCUAGGAAAGAUGUCAUCCUCACCUCUCAGUUUACUGGGAGGCAGGUAAAGAGAUACUUAGACUAUGGUUGAUACUUGGUCCACUCUACCCGAGACAUCAUAGGGUACAAGGGUGCACAGAAAAAGGGCUUUGAACUUGGGCUUUUUGCUGUUCCAGGUCUGCCAUUCCAGUACUUUGGGAAGUCAGGGAAAUGGGCAGAGAGGGAAAUAGCUGGGCACUAUCACAAACUGGGAAAAUAGGUAGACAUAGAGCAGUGAGACCUUCUAGUUUUUAUAAGGAAAAAACACAAAUCUGAAUUUCUAUGUGAGCUCUCUUGAUUUUUAAGUGCUGUAAAUGAAUCCAAUUUUUCAAUAGUGGGAGGCCAAACAAAACACACCCCUGCAAGCUGUAUGGCCUUGGCCUGCCAGUUUGCUGGGCAUUCUGCCAACCAGCCAUCCUUCCUCUCACCAGAGACUUGAGGGUCCACUGUUUUAUGCCCUGGGAAAUACAGCAGUGAGUAAGCCAGACAACUUUCUUGCAUCGUGGGGGGCCCUGGUACUGUGCUGUGCCUCUGGAACUUCAGAAUGUGUGGGAAUCACCUGGCAGUCACAUUUAAAGGCAGACUCCUGAGUCAGGAGGUCUGCGGUAAGGCCUGAAAUUUUCUUUCUAACAAGUUCCCAGGUGAUGGUAAUGCUGGUGGUCCCUGAACUAUAUAUGCUUGAGUGGAGUUGCUCUAUAUUCUGGAGGGACUUAGGAGCAGCUGGUACUCUGGAGGUAGGGACCGUGCCACGAAAGUGCAUCAGCCUGGCAAGCUCCGUGUUUUUACUUGGAUUUUAGCUUAUUGGGGUGUCUCGGAACAUUGCUGAGGACAGCUCAGCUGUCUCGGAGGCGGCUGCCUGAGGGUGCCCUGACAGAUCUCUAUUCUCAAGAGUUUAUAGUCUAGAAGGCGGGGUGGGGGUGGGGGUGGAGGAAGGUAUUGGGGAAAGCUUCCUGGAGGAGGUACAUGGGAACUGCAGGACCUUUCCCGGCCGCGGAGAAAGGAAGAAACUCUGAACUCCCUGAUCUCCUCCGGCCGAUCUCGGCAUCCGCACGCUGGGUACGGUUUCCCAGGCUUCCCACGUGUCGGCUGUGCACGAGUCCCUGUCAAUCAAGCUUCUCUCCCCAAGCCACCCGGGCAGGGUACGGGUUUAAAGGAGGCCGCGGUGUAGAGCGCUCCCAUCGUGCCGCGCGGCGGGCGGGUUUGGAUUUUAAAUCCCCGCGGCCAAUCAGUGGCGCGCAGGCUCUUGUAACGUUCCCGGCGCCGCGUUUGAAUUCGAGGAGGAGCGAAGCGGUGCCAAGCCUCUACCCAGACCCUGCUAGGUCCGUGGAGCAACUCCGGGAGCAUGAGUGCGGCGGCAACUGCAGGGAAGCUGGCGCGGGCACCAGCGGACCCAGGGAAAGCCGGGGGUCCCGGAGGUGCAGCUCCCGGGGCCCCGGCGGCUGCUCCGCCGGCGAAAGAGAUCCCGGAGGUCCUAGUGGACCCGCGCAGCCGGCGGCGCUACCUGCGGGGACGCUUUCUGGGGAAGGGAGGCUUUGCUAAGUGCUUCGAAAUCUCGGACGCUGACACUAAGGAGGUGUUCGCGGGCAAGAUCGUGCCUAAGUCUCUGCUGCUCAAGCCGCACCAGAAGGAGAAGAUGUCCAUGGAGAUAUCCAUUCACCGCAGCCUCGCCCACCAGCACAUCGUAGGCUUCCACGGCUUUUUCGAAGACAAUGACUUCGUAUUCGUGGUGUUGGAGCUCUGCCGCCGGAGGUCUCUCCUGGAGCUGCACAAACGGAGGAAAGCACUGACCGAGCCCGAAGCCCGCUACUACCUUCGGCAGAUUGUCCUUGGCUGCCAGUACCUGCACCGAAACCGGGUUAUUCACCGGGACCUCAAGCUGGGCAACCUUUUCCUGAAUGAGGAUCUGGAGGUGAAAAUAGGGGAUUUUGGACUGGCAACCAAAGUGGAAUAUGACGGGGAACGCAAGAAGACCUUGUGCGGGACUCCCAAUUACAUAGCUCCUGAGGUGCUGAGCAAGAAAGGGCACAGUUUCGAGGUGGACGUGUGGUCCAUUGGGUGUAUCAUGUAUACAUUGUUAGUGGGCAAACCACCUUUUGAGACCUCUUGCCUCAAAGAGACCUACCUCCGGAUCAAGAAGAAUGACUACAGUAUUCCCAAGCAUGUCAACCCUGUGGCCGCCUCCCUCAUCCAGAAGAUGCUUCAGACAGAUCCUACUGCCCGCCCCACCAUUCAUGAGCUGCUCAAUGACGAGUUCUUUACUUCCGGCUACAUCCCUGCCCGACUCCCCAUCACCUGUCUCACAAUUGCACCCCGGUUUUCCAUUGCUCCCAGCAGUUUGGACCCCAACAGCCGGAAACCUCUCACAGUCCUCAAUAAAGGCACGGAGAACCCCAUGCCUGAGCGGCCCCGGGAAAAAGAGGAGCCAGGAGUCCGGGAGACCAAUGAGGUGGUUGACUGCCACCUGGGCGAUAUGCUACAGCAGCUACACAGCGUCAAUGCAUCCAAGCCCUCAGAGCGGGGGCUGGUGAGGCAAGAGGAGGCUGAGGAUCCUGCCUGCAUCCCCAUCUUCUGGGUCAGCAAGUGGGUGGACUAUUCGGACAAGUACGGCCUCGGGUACCAGCUAUGUGACAACAGCGUGGGGGUGCUCUUCAAUGACUCGACGCGCCUGAUCCUCUACAAUGACGGUGACAGCCUGCAGUACAUAGAGCGUGAUGGCACCGAGUCCUACCUCACCGUGAGCUCGCAUCCCAACUCCCUGAUGAAGAAGGUGAGCGCCACCCGGUGGCUGGUGGCCGCGUGGUCUGGGGCGGCCGAGAGGGAGGCCCGUGCAGGGCGGUUAGGCUCUAGCUCUGGCCUCCCUCCCUCCUUUUCCAACCAGAUCACCCUCCUGAAGUAUUUCCGGAACUACAUGAGUGAACACUUGCUGAAGGCGGGGGCCAACAUCACGCCCCGGGAAGGCGAUGAGCUCGCCCGGCUACCCUACCUGCGCACCUGGUUUCGCACCCGCAGUGCCAUCAUCCUGCACCUCAGCAAUGGCUGUGUGCAGAUCAACUUCUUCCAGGACCAUACCAAACUCAUCCUGUGCCCACUGAUGGCAGCCGUGACCUACAUCGACGAGAGGAGGGACUUCCGCACAUACCGCCUGAGCCUGCUGGAGGAAUACGGCUGCUCCAAGGAGCUGGCCAGCCGGCUCCGCUAUGCCCGCACCAUGGUGGACAAGCUGCUGAGCUCCCGCUCGGCCGCCAACCGUCUCAAGGCCUCCUCGUAGGACUUCCUCCCCUCCGGACUGGCACCCCUUCUCACCCCCACAGCACCUUGGCUUGCACUGGUUAGCUCCCCUCAUGCCGUUUUCUAGAAUAUGCCCCCCAGCCCUGGGGGCUGGGGAGAGCUCCAUCAUCCUUGCUGGUGGGGGUCGUUGUGUAAGUUAUUUUUGUACAUGUUCGGGUGUGGGUUCUAUGGCCUCUUCCCCUUGCCCCUCAGCCCCACCAUAUGUAUUGUACAGAAUACUGCUCUUGAA
This is a messenger RNA of Mustela erminea (ermine), 11372 nucleotides long. RefSeq names its product polo like kinase 1 (gene PLK1). Gene Ontology annotation, biological process: protein phosphorylation; regulation of cytokinesis; mitotic cell cycle. Gene Ontology annotation, cellular component: spindle pole; nucleus; centrosome. Gene Ontology annotation, molecular function: protein serine/threonine kinase activity; ATP binding; protein binding. NCBI's taxonomy places the organism in Eukaryota, Metazoa, Chordata, Mammalia, Carnivora, Mustelidae. The transcript has 9 exons. The record is from RefSeq and is a predicted model, not a curated record. The coding region runs from base 9198 to 11123 and encodes 641 amino acids.